This is a messenger RNA of Nothobranchius furzeri (turquoise killifish), 1223 nucleotides long. Its product is annotated as eukaryotic translation initiation factor 4E-binding protein 1. Gene Ontology annotation, molecular function: eukaryotic initiation factor 4E binding. Gene Ontology annotation, cellular component: cytoplasm. The record is from RefSeq and is a predicted model, not a curated record. NCBI's taxonomy places the organism in Eukaryota, Metazoa, Chordata, Actinopteri, Cyprinodontiformes, Nothobranchiidae. Gene Ontology annotation, biological process: negative regulation of translational initiation.
GCGUUCUCCCUACAGGGCUGCAGCAGCCUGUCUGUAUGCCUUGAUGGUCUGCCUGCGUAUGUCUGUGUGUUGUUUUGUGUGCAUGUGGAAACAGAGAAACGGGUGCUGCUGAGGUCCUUUUUCACCAAACAUCCUCGACCCGUUUUGAGUGAGAGCGCGUGUGUUCAUGUGGCUAACUUUAAUCGCCAUAGUUUGCACUCAUGAAAUCUAGAUAUUUAUUUUUAUUCAUCAGAAGGCGACCGUUCUGCUGCUGAGCCAAAUCUAACACUCCUCUGGCUUUGUUCUGUCAAACCCAGACGUUCUUCUUGUUUCAUGUCAUCCAGUUAGUUACUUUUAAUUUUUUAGUUGAGAGAAGAUGUCCACAGACUUUCAGAAGACAAAUGCCAAGGCCAUCCCGUCCACCAGGACAGUGGCCGUCAACGAAGCGGACCACAUGCCACACGACUACUCCACUACUCCCGGGGGGACCCUUUUUAGCACCACACCGGGCGGUACCAGGAUCAUCUAUGACCGUAAGUUCCUGCUGGAGUGUCGCAGCUCUCCAUUGGCCAGGACUCCUCCUCGAGGUCUUCCCACCAUUCCAGGGGUGACUAGCCCUCCCACCAAAGAGCCCAAUGCAAAGGCUGUCAAUGGAGAACUACUGAACAACAACUCCAUUGUUGCACCUGAAACAAGCAAUGCUGGUGACGAUGCUCAGUUUGAAAUGGACAUCUAGGUGGAGCUGAUAUGUUGGAGAGAGGCUCAGGAGAGCCCUCUAAAGCCCCAUCAUCAUUUCUGUAUGAGACAAACGCUUCCUGAAAUCAUCAAAUCCCACCAAUUUUUUAUUUAUUUUUUUAUUCCAUUUUUGUUUGACCAAGAACAAAGCAGAUUAUUUUUUAAUUAUUUUUGAGGCUUUUCAACAAAGUGUGCCUUCCUGUGGUGGCUACCAGUUUAAAAGCUUCACAGAGAAGAACCAAACACCACCAAUGCCUCAUCCGUCAGAGACGUGACAAACUGAAGUAGAAGAUGUAAUUCUCCCAAAUUAGGACCAAUCCAGAAGGGUUUGUUACUUGAUUAGCUUUAAUUUCCUGCCACAUCUCUUCAGAUAACUGCCUUCAGUCAUGCUCCUGAGGAGACGCAUACGUAAAGUGUUACACAAAGAAUGUUGAGCAGUUUUUUUAUGGUUUGAAACAAUUUUCACACGGUUUGUAGGGUGACGAACAUUAAAUCAAACAUGAUUUCAA